Messenger RNA from Pseudocercospora fijiensis CIRAD86, 1587 nucleotides. RefSeq lists its product as uncharacterized. NCBI's taxonomy places the organism in Eukaryota, Fungi, Ascomycota, Dothideomycetes, Mycosphaerellales, Mycosphaerellaceae. The transcript has a single exon. Bases 84 to 1544 code for a protein of 486 amino acids. The record is from RefSeq and is a predicted model, not a curated record. Gene Ontology annotation, molecular function: oxidoreductase activity; iron ion binding. Gene Ontology annotation, biological process: lipid biosynthetic process.
CGCACUUGGACUGAAUAGCGAAUUCUUGGAGGCGCCACUUGGCGCUUGCACCUGCAAUCAUACCACCACCACCCUUCGACAGCAUGGCCAACGCGACGGCGUACUUCGAUCUGCCCCCUCUUCCGUCAUACACAUUGAAGACGCUUCCUCCUCUCAUAUCAUGGAUUCCUGAUGCCUAUUUGACCUUGGCUCUUCCCAUCAUCGCAUAUUGGGGAGUGUCAUUGUUCUUUCACGCCAUUGACGAGCUGGACCUCUUCCCACAAUACCGACUUCACACCCCCGCAGAGGUUUUGAAGAGAAAUCAUGUUAGCAGAUGGGACGUAUUCAAGGACGUAAUCAUACAACAAGUCAUUCAGACACUCUUUGGCAUCGCAAUCACGUUUUUGGAUCCGGAGCCUACAUAUGGAAAAGAGGAUUACGACGUGGCGUGGUGGGCGCAGAAUGUGCGGCUUGCGCAAAGAGUUGUACCGCUAGCUUUGGCAACACUCGGACUGGACGCGAAGACGAUAGCCGGUAAUCUCGUCUCGUCCCAUCACAUGCUAGCUGGUGUCGUUGCCGGUGGGGUGUAUCCAGAGCUUACCCAGGAGCUGUCGCUCAUGGGAGAGACCGUAACUGCGCCUGCUUUCGCUCAUUGGGAGCUGCAGGCAGCAAAGAUGAUCUACCACCUUGGAAUACCUGUGAUGCAAUUUGUCUUCGCUAUCUGCAUUGUCGAUACCUGGCAGUAUUUCCUUCACCGAGCUAUGCACAUGAACAAGUACCUCUACACCACUUUCCACAGCAGGCAUCACAGGCUCUACGUACCAUAUGCAUACGGCGCUCUGUACAAUCAUCCAUUUGAAGGAUUUCUUCUGGAUACUCUGGGAACUGGACUUGCGUAUCUUCUCUCUGGAAUGACUGUCAGGCAGAGCAUGUGGUUCUUCACUAUGUCCACGAUCAAGACUGUUGACGACCACUGUGGUUAUAAGUUCCCCUGGGACCCUCUGCAGCACCUCACUAGCAACAACGCUGCGUACCAUGACGUGCACCAUCAAAGCUGGGGAAUCAAGACCAACUUCUCGCAGCCCUUCUUCACGUUCUGGGAUGGUCUUCUGGGUACAAAGUGGACAGGCGGCGAUGUCACCGCAAGAUACGAGAGGCAGAAGAUUGCAGCGCAGAAGAAAAUGGAUGCAGAUAUUGCAAGCAGCACUUCUUCGAGCGGCACUUCAACGCCUUUCGCCAAGGACCCGUAUAAGAAGGAUGUUUCCGGCGCAUCAUCUACGGCACGAUCUGCGCAAGCGGUACUUGAGCCUAAUAUUCCCGCCGGCAAGCCAACGCGUCAAGCAAUCGGAUCGAGACAGCAGAUACUGGACGAUCCGGCAGCUGACGGAAUCAGCGUGCUAGCUGAAGAGUCAGCAGAGGAAAUGAGGGCACAAGAAUCGUUACGACGAAGUCCACGUAAACGGACAACUAAUUCAGGCUUGAAGGGGCUAGCCGACAGAGUAGGAGAGUCUCUGCAGGGCAAAAAUACAGGUGUGCUGGGCGUUGAUUCCAGGAGCAUGAGGUAAUUUUUACACUAAAGUAAUGCUAAUACUGAAAUGUGAUCAUACC